Molecule: messenger RNA, 2809 nt
Organism: Toxoplasma gondii ME49
Lineage: Eukaryota; Apicomplexa; Conoidasida; Eucoccidiorida; Sarcocystidae
Exons: 1
Coding region: 754-1548 (264 amino acids)
Source: RefSeq, a predicted model, not a curated record
CGUUCGCAGCAGAAAAGAGUUGAAAACGAACAUCACCUUUCUGGAACGGAAUGCUCAAGGCAACGUUACAGAGAGGACGUGAGAGUCGAAACGAAUUCGGAGAGUGAACGUACACCUUCGUAGCUGCGUUUCUUUGGAGAUCUCCAAAAUCCAGGCAGGACACAGAGACGCUCGCCCAUUCAGGUCUGCAUUCAAUAUUCACUGAACUAUUCAUCAAAAAAGAUACUCAUACUCCAAGCUUCCACGCACAUUAAUAAUAUCUAUAGAUGUAUGUACAAAUGCAGCUGCAUUUGGGGGUCCCAUUUGAGUUUUUGAAUUCCUGUCCUUCCGUCUUUUGACGCUUCCUUCUCUUCUCCUUCCUCGUUCGUUGUGUCGUCAACUUCCUUACACCUUCGUUUACUUUUCGGUCUCUACACCCCUCUUUCGAUUCCCCCUCUGUGUCGCCGUUCCCUUCCUGCCUUUCCCUCUUUCCUUCUUUCUUUCCCUUCCGUUCAUCUUUCUUCUCUGUCUUCGCUGCUUCUCGUGUCUCUCGUUUCUCUCAUUUCUUCUCGCGUUCCUGCUGUCUCAAGUUGGCCGGUUUGGGGACGCGCGGCGUUGUUCGUAGGGAGUGUAGGGCACAUAGGCGAUGCGGCCGGCCUUCAUUAUUCGACAGAUCGACUCCUCUCGCGGUUCGUUCCGCCUUUCUCUCGGAGAGUCUCUCUCUCGCGCUUCCGGGAGAGAGAGAACGUAGCGCUUCCACAUUUGCUUCAGCAGAUGAGGCGCCCUUUCUUCUUCAUGCUCUUCCCUCGGCCUCCGCCCACACUGAGACAGAAGCCCCUCAAGAAUCGGAUCAGACUCCCUCCAUCCUUCUCGCCUUCUUCUCUCCUCCCUAGUGCACUCGUUGUCCUCUCUCUCCUCUCGCCCUCUUCUCUCUCGCAAGCUGCGCCUCUCCCCCGCCUUCGCCUCCUCUCGGCUUCUCCCGCGCCGCGCUCCUUCAAGAGGCUGCUGUACGCAGCGCGCGUCAAACAACCCCGCGUCGAUCCCCUCGUGGACUGCAGCCGCCAGCGCUUGUCGCCCUUGUUCGUGGCUCAACAUUUCCCGAAUAUAAGCCGAAAACUCGGUGUCGACGCGUUGGUGCAAGACCACUCCAAGCUCGGAACUGCUUCGCCUGACGCAGUGCCCAUCCACCGGCGGUUCGCUUCGCCCUCUGCCGCGAGUGUCGCCGCCGCUUUCGCUCGCCUUUCUGGAGUUUCUUUUCGGCUCUCCCCUCUCUCUGCUCGUCGCGAGGGACCGCUGAACCCCCUUGGCUGUACAGCCGCCUCUCCUGCGCCGUCCCCUCCAGGCGGCUUCGUGCUUCGUGUGUAUGCGGCGAGAGCGGAAGACGGCAAGGAGGACCUUGGACGCGAAGAGGGAGAAGGAGAGGCGUGGAAAUCGAACAAGGGAGACGCAGAGCGAAGAGAGGAUGGAACAUCGAAAGGACAGGGGAACGGGGAAAGAGGUCUCCUCCGAAAAAGGCGAGGAGGAGGAGCAGGUGCCGCAGAAGCCAUGCUCAAGAAGGAGAGCAAAUAGAGAGGAGAAAAUGGGGGGGGAGGGGCGAGCGGGUGAGUGAGGUGGAAAGCGACAACGCUGGCGAGAGCGAGACGUCGAAAAAAGAGAGAUAAGGGCAAAGGACGAAGAGAAUUGCGUCGCCACGGUGAGGGGAUGACUCUCGUCUACACGGAGCUCGAGUCCGACAUAGUUGAUGGGAGCUAAACGCUUGGUCUUCCGCCGCUUGAGAGAUUCUUCGGAAAAAUUCCAGCAGUCUCAAAAAUCGCGACAAAGUCCUUUUGACCGCUCGAAAAACGCUCCUCUCUCAACUCAACUCCCCUUCCUGACUUGCGAUCCGUUCUGCGCACAGGUAUACAAAUGGCCUCGACCAUAUCUCUCUCUCUCUGUCGCUAUCGAUCUGUGUAGAUGUAUGCGUAUGCGUAUGUCUAUAUGUUGAUAUCGACGUAGAUGUGAGCGGUUAAGCUACACCUCUUUGUUUGCGCAAAAUUGUCUACGAAGGCGCUUGCGCUCCUGUGUGAACAUGUAUGUUUUCGUUGGCGGGUGUCGAAAACUCGACGGAGCUAGCUCGCUAGCCUGAUUGCAGUGCAUUUAGAGACUCUCAAAGCAUUCUUGUUGCGAUACCCAAGUCUCAGUGUCCCUCCUGGCCGCUCGUCGUUUUUUUGAGAGGAGAAGGCGCGGGGACGGACGUCGUUGUCGAUACUCGAGUACGCGCAGUGGCAAUUUCGAGUUCCUCUUUACGGUUUCGGCGGGGCCUUCCUUUCGCUACGUUUUCUGUCGUGAUCGAGACUGUUGACGCGUUUCAAACGAGCAGAUGCACAAAUGCAUUUCUGCACUCUCUUCUCUUCGCCUGUGAAACUUCGGUGCCGAUACACAAGGCAGAGUGUCUUGCCGCUCUUCCGAGAGCAGGCCAGAGCGUCGGAGUAGAGGGCCGCUCUUCUCCGUUCCUUCUUCGAUUCUCCUCUGCGCGUCCCUCCGGACAGAACCGUUGUUCUUCUCCGUUCCUUCUUCGCUUCUCCUCUGCGCGUCCCUCCGGACAGAACCGUUGUUAUUCUCCGUUCCUUCUUCGCUUCUCCUCUGCGCGUCCCUCCGAGACGCCCCCGUCACCUAAGAGCACUCGGCGCGCUCGGCGUCAGACCGGGAAGGGGAAGCGAGGAAGCCGCCUGGAGUCUGAGUUCUUCCUCUCGGUCUCUCCAGAAAGCGGCGCGAGAAGAGAACUUGAAAACGCGCUGUGCUUCCUCUCUGCAAGUCCGAACUCUCCUCUGAGGCGCCGCCUCUCUUUGCU